AUGUCAUAUCAAAUUGGUCGUUUAACAACACUAAACAUCGAUGCUGAAAUUCCACAAACAAAUCUAUCAUGUAAUUUCGAUGACGGUACUCUAUGCAGAUGGCGAUCUGAUUCUGAUCUAUGGCUAAUUGGCGUUAAUAUACCAAUCAAUUCUUAUCAGUUCAUUCCACAUUCCUCAAAUACAAGACAUUUGAUUAGUGCUGAAGUGGAAGAGUAUGAUGACCACCGAGCAAUGUUAUCAUUUAGUUAUUGGAAAACUAAUAAUAUAUCCAAAUUGGAUGUAUGUAUUGUACAACAAAAUGCCUUUAUUUGCACAUAUACAACUCCUGAUACAGUUGACAAUGAAUUGCAAUGGAUAAGACAAAAAAUUACUCUUUCCAAUAGUUUGUCAACACCAUUUAAGAUUGUAUUUCGAGCACGAAAUAUUUAUACACCAUCAGAUAUUGUGGCUAUCGAUGAGAUCGAAUACAACAGCAACGAUUCUCCAAAGGCAUUUAUAUCAUCAUCGAUUUCAAGAAAUGAGAUUUGGGAAAAGAUUUUACCAAAUAAAAGAGCAAUUUAUACCUCAUGCAUUCCCAUUCAAUGCACAUUUAUUAAUUCAUCAACCUGUGCAUGGACAUUGGAAGCUCCAUGGCAUCAAUUGGAAGGUAAUAUAGCAAUUGAUAGUGAAGGUGAAGGUUUGGCGAAAAGUGGUUUUUUCUCGGUUCCAGCUGAAGCAUUCUUUGAAAUGGAUGUUUGGAUGAGUGAUAACGCUUUGUUGACUGUUUUGGAAAAUAUGGGAAAUAAAUUGAUGAUUUGGAGUCGAAAAGGAUCAUCAUACAAUGGAAAUGGAUGGUAUCGUUUACGAAUUCCAUUAAAAGAAAGCGAAAAACCAAUUCAAUUAUUAUUGAAAGGAACAGUGCCAUCAAAUAAUUUCAUAACUGUUUCUAAUACUAAACUUGUGAAUAGUAAUGGGAAUGAAAUUCGCUGUGGUAUGAAUACUCUAAAUUCUAUCAAAUCUCAUUUUAACAAUAUUGAACGAUUGACUGCAUUUCAACAACUAUACACAAAUGAGAUAAAAUCAACGACAAAGAUUUUGAAAGAGGAAGAUAGCAAAUCCACUCGAGCAAUUACUAAUAAUAUCAUGCAAACACAGAAUUUCUAUAAUCGAACAUCUUUUACUGCACCGAUGAUAAACUCGAAUUAUUCUUUAUCUUCCAAUCCGAAAAUUGAAGAAAUUCGAAAACCAUUAUUGACAAAUGACAAAAUCGGAAAAUUUUUGAAGAAUCAAUCUGCGCUUCCAUUUGAAAUCAUAGAUGGUUCUACGAUACAACAACAACAUAAGCUGCACUCUACCCUUUCAUUACUACCAUUUCGACAGCAUGACGGUAUUGACCAUAAAUCUGUCACCAUUAUCCACUCAUUACCAAGCCCUAUUAUAAAUCAAUAUACGAGAUCUAAUGUCCCAGUAAAACAUAACAUUAUGAAAGAAUUAAAUGCACUGCAAUCGCAAAUUGGUGGGCAACCCGCUUUGGAAAUGCAACUCCGGCAACUUGCACAACGUUUCGGAUUCAAUCAAGUUGACGCCGGGCAGAAUUUGGAAUUAUUGAAGAGUGUUAUGCAUUCAAAAGGAUUGAAGCCCAAAGUAUCAGACUUAUCCGUUGAUAUUGAUCAAGAACAAAAUAAAAAGCUUGAACCAAUAAGGCCUAUUAAUAAUAUAUCCUAUUUCAUACCGGUAAAAAUUCCCAUUGUGCAAAAAAUAAAUGAUAUCGUGAAUUAA
Molecule: messenger RNA, 1758 nt
Organism: Cercopithifilaria johnstoni
Lineage: Eukaryota; Metazoa; Nematoda; Chromadorea; Rhabditida; Onchocercidae
Source: the annotation of a GenBank genome assembly